AGAACAAGAACAACUAAGAGCGAGCGAUAUAUAGAGAGAGAGAGAGAGAGAGGAAAGAAACAGUAAAAAACAUAUACGCAAGGAACGAGAGAACGAGAGAAGGAGAGAGAGGGGAGAGCGGAGGGAUUUCACAGAUUCGACUUCAGCUCUUCGUCGUCGCCGUUCGAAUCGAUAGCCUCGCGAUCCGGCGAUCUAUCGUCGCUCACCGCUUCCAUUUCUCUCUGGUUUUGUGUUGGUGCGAAGAUUGGGACAGCUGAGAGUGCAGUAUGAGCAUCGACAGUCCCGGAGGAGGGAGCAAUUAGGGUUUCAGUGGGUUUUUUUGGGGGCAGUGGUUGGACUUCCAUGGGCGAUGGCGGUGUUGCAUGUGUGCCUUCGCAGCAUAUUAUGGAGCAAUUUCCAAUUUCCGACACUUUUUGCGGAGGCAACAACGGAAAGUUCAAUUCGAAGUCGCUCAAGCAAAAGGUGAAGAUGAAGGUGAAAAGAGAGGAGUUUUCGAAGAAGACAGAGUCUGGGACGGCUGAAUUGGGUUGUGAGAAGGCUAACUGCAGUGCGGAGGUUGAGAACGGUGAGUCUUGUGUAGAUAAGGUGCCAAAAGAGGAAAUAGAGGAAGGUGAAUUGGGUUCAUUGAAGUGGCCAACUGGGGAGCUGGAGAAUGGGGAGUUCAUUCCCGGGAAGCCGCAGAAGUUUGAAGUAAAGAGCGAAAUUGAGAAGGCAGAGUGCCCUAUUGAGAAAUGGAGGAAAGGGGAACUGGAAAAGGGGGAGUUCCUUUCGGCUAAGUGGCGGAAAGAGCAUUCUGACAAAGGAGAAUUCAGUUCAGGGAGGUCUCGAACUGAUGAAAUAGUGGAGAAGUGUAGAAAAGGGGAGCCAGAGAAAACAGAAUUGGGCUCCUGGAGAGGUUCUAAAGCCGAAAUUGAGAAAGGAGAGUUCAUCCCUGUAAGACGGCAUAAAAGUGAGGUGGUCAAGGAGAAAAUGCGCAGGGAUGAUUCAUCAAGGAACAAGGGAUUGAAAUCUGAGCGAGAAUGGACACCCCCUUCUGGUAAGUAUGCAACUGAUAAAGAAAUCAAAGGAAGCGGGAGUCAGCAUUUGAAAAGGUCAUCCAGGUGGGAAACUGGUCAAGAGAGAAACCCGAGGUUGGGUUCAAAAAUUGUAGUUGAGGAUGGCUCCAUCAAGUUUGAAAACAGCAACGGGAAGAAUCAUGGAAAAGAACACUUAUCAGGAAAUAGGUUGAAACGGCACGGAAAUGAUUCUGAUAGCGGUGAUCGUAAACAUUAUGGAGAAUAUGGUGAUUAUGUGAGCUCAAAAAGCCGUAGGCUUUCUGAUGAUGGUAGUCGCUCCACGUAUUCAGAGCACUACAGGACUGCGGAGAGAUCAUACAGAAAUUCUUCUGCAUCAAGGAACAUAGCCUCUGACAGGUACUCUUCUAGACAUUAUGAAUCUUCCUUAUCUUCCAGGGUGGCUUAUGACAGGCAUGGCUGUAGCCCACGGCAUUCUGAGCGGUCCCCACGGGACCGACAGCGCUGCACUGAUCACCGUGAUCGAACUCCAGUCCGCCGUGAGAGAUCCCCACAUGAUAGAACUCCAAUCCGUCGGGAGAGGUCGCCUCACGAUAGAGGUCGCUACUAUGAUCAUAGAAACCGGAGUCCUAGCUACUCAGACCGGUCCCCACAAGAUCGAGGUCGACAUUUUGAUCGUAGGGAUUGGACCCCUAGCUUCUUGGAGCGAUCCUCAGUGGAAAGGAAUAGGCACAAUAACUACAAAGAAACAAAUCGGAAAAAUGGAGGAAGUGAAAAGAGAGCAAGUCAUCAUGGAAGUAAAGAAGAGAAGCUUGACCAGAAAGAUUCUUGUGGAAGAGACACUCAUAUCUUAUCUAAAGAAUCUCAAGAUAGAAGUGACUUGGAUAAUGGUGGUGAAUUGCUCGAGAAAAAUGCAGACCUUCAAUCUCAUGUGGAAGAGGUUUCCCAAAAUCAAGGAAUGCAAUGCAAACAGUCUCCUCAGGCUAAUGGCAUUCAUGAGGAGCUUCCUUCAAUGGAAGAGGAUAUGGAUAUAUGUGACACACCACCACAUGUUCCAGCUGCAGUGGAUUCUACAUCAGGAAAAUGGUUCUAUCUUGAUCAUUUUGGUGUGGAACGUGGGCCUUCCAAAUUGUGCAACCUGAAGGCACUUGUUGAAGAAGGUUUUCUCGUAUCUGAUCACUUGAUCAAGCACCUGGACAGUGACAGGUGGGUUACUGUUGAAAAUGCAGUUUCCCCACUCGUGACUUUGAAUUUACUUUCUAUUGUCUCAGACAGUGUUACUCAGCUAGUGAGCCCUCCUGAGGCUCCUGGUAAUCUGUUGGUAGAUUCUGGAGAUGCUGGUCAAUCUGCUAAUCAACUAGGCCAGGGUACCUCGUCCACUUUGCUGGAACCUACUUAUUGUCCAGGUGAGAGUUUAGUUGCCUCUGAACCUGCAGAAGAUCUCCACAUUGAUGUAAGAGUUGGAGCUUUGUUGGAGGGUUAUAGUGUAAUUCCUGGCCAGGAACUUGAAACAGUUGGGGAAGCACUGCAAAUGAGUUUUGAGCGUGGAGAAUGGAAAAAAUAUGGAGAUCCUGAAGUAUGUGCAGGAUUCACUUGGCAUGGGUUUCACUUUGGGGAACAACAAGAUGAAGAUGCAGGCAACACCAUAUCGAGGUAUCCAGAUCAUGCAGCAAAAGAAGCUUCAGAAAGAUCAAUUGCUGUAUCUGAUAGGGACACUAUGUUUGCCUAUGGUGACUCUACUGACUGGUUCUCUGGCCGGUGGCCGUGCAAGGGAGGGGAUUGGAAGAGGCAUGAUGAAGCUGCCCAAGAUAGAUCCUGGAGAAAGAAGUUUGUCCUCAAUGAUGGGUACCCUCUAUGCCAAAUGCCAAAAUCUGGCCUUGAAGAUCCCAGAUGGCACUGGAAAGAUGAUUUGUACCGUCCUUCUCAUAGCAGAAGGCUUGACCUCCCACCUUGGGCUUUUUCUUUGCCUGAUGAGUCAAAUGAUUGUAGUGCAGUCAGCAGAUUGAAUCAAUCAAAACCUGUUCCUGUAAGAGGAACAAAGGGAAACAUGCUUCCUGUUGUGAGGAUAAAUACGUGUGUGGUCAAAGACCAUGGUUCUUUUGUCUCUGAGCCCCGUGCAAAGGUCAGAGGAAAGGAUAGAUACAGUUCAAGGUCUUCUCGAGCUCAUUCUGGAAAUAGAGAUGUGAAGAGAUCAUCAGAAGAACAUAGUUCUCAAUCUAAAAGCAUUUGUGAACAGGAAUCACGAGGCUUCUGUAGGAGUACAACAUCCAUUAAUAUACCAAAAGACCGUCUUUGCACAGGACAUGACUUACAGUUACAUCUAGGUGAUUGGUACUACCUUGAUGGAGCUGGGCAUGAGCAUGGGCCAUCGUCAUUUUCAGAGAUGCAAGUCUUGGUGGAUCAAGGUGUCAUCCGGAAGGACAUCAGUGUUUUCAGGAAAGUUGAUAGAGUUUGGGUUCCGUUGACCUCUGCUGCAGAGGCUUCUGAGCCUUCUGUAAAGAUCCAACAUGAUAUUAAUAAAAAAUCUAGUGAUGCUUCUGGAUUAACAGGCGCCACACUUAGUGGAAACACCACUGUUUCCAGUUCAUUCCACAGGUUGCAUCCGCAAUUCAUUGGUUUUACCAGGGGGAAGCUGCAUGAGCUGGUGAUGAAAUCAUAUAAGAGUCGUGAGUUUGCUGCAGCCAUAAAUGAGGUCUUGGACCCAUGGAUCAGUGCAAAACAGCCAAAGAAGGAAAUAGAAAAAUACAUGCAGAAUCAAUUUCUCUAUAGUAAAUUUCAGAAUUCAGGCAAGAGAGCCAGGUUAAUGGUUGAUGAAUGUGAGGAAGAUUAUGAAAUAGAAGAGGAAUUAGUAGCAGGUAAGGAAGAAUGGACAUUUGAUCAUCUGUGCAGUGAUGCUAUUUUUCACAAGGAGGACAAUGUAGAUUCUGAGAUUCAAACUGGAUGCUGGGGUCUAUUGGAUGGUCAUGCACUGGCACGGAUCUUUCAUUUCCUCGGAAAUGAUGUAAAAUCCCUUGUUUUUGCUGCUUUGACUUGUAAGCACUGGAGAGCAGUGGUCAACUUUUACAAAGACAUCUCCAGAGAGGUUGACUUGUCAUCUCUUGGCCCUAGUUGCACUGACAGCAUCAUCUGGAAAAUCAUGAAUGGUUACAAAAAGGAGAAGAUAACUUCACUGGUUCUACUUGGUUGCACCAAUGUCUCUUUGGGCAUGCUGGAGAAAAUUAUUCGGUUAUUCCCUUCCUUAUCUUGUAUGGAUAUUAGAGGCUGCAGCCAGUUAAUUCAUUUGGUUGAUAAAUUUCCAAACAUUAAUUGGAUCAAGAGCAGAGGACAUUCAAAAUUAAGGAGCCUUAAGCACAUAAAUGAGAGAACUUCAACUGUGUUCAAAAGUCAGAAUGGGCUGGAAAGUAACAUGGAUGAUUCCAGUGGAUUGCGAGAUUAUUUUGAAAGUUUGAAUCGAAGGGACUCAGCAAAUCAGUCUUUCCGCAAAAGCUUGUACAAACGUUCAAAACUGUAUGAUGCUAGAAAGUCAUCUUCCAUCCUAUCUAGGGAUGCGCAUUUGAGGCACUGGGCUGUCAGAAAAUCUGAAAGUAGUUACAAGAGGAUGGAGGAAUUCCUUGUUUCAGGUCUGAAAGACAUAAUGAAGGAGAACACCUUUGAUUUUUUUGUGCCCAAGGUUGCUGAAAUUGAGAAUAGAAUGAAGAGUGGCUACUAUGCUGGCCGUGGCUUGAGCUCUGUGAAAGAGGAUAUCAGUCGGAUGUGCCGGGAUGCAAUCAAAGCGAAAAAUCGUGGUGAUGCUGGAGAUAUGAAUCGCAUUGUUACAUUAUUUAUCCGACUUGCUACACGCUUGGAAGGUGGUUCUAAGCUUUCUCAUGAAAGAGAUGAGAUGAUGAAGAACUGGAAAGAUGAUUUAUCUGCAGGUCUUGACCUUGCUACCUCAAAGUACAAGAAGAAGCUCAACAAGGUGACGGAAAAGAAAAUGAUUCGAAGUUAUGGAACCUCUAUUAAUGGUGGUUCUGAUUAUGGAGAGUAUGCUUCUGAUAGAGAAAUCAGAAGGCGUUUAUCCAGGUUGAAUAAAAAAUCUAUGGACUCUGGAAGUGAGACAUCUGAUGAACUGAACGGGUCUUCUGAAGAAACCAAGACUGACAGUGAGAGUAGUGACUCAGAUACAGAAAGUGGCUCUGAUUUCCAAUCAGAAAGUCGUGUUGUUGAUUCAAGGGGAGAUGGAUACUUCCCUGCAGAUGAUGGGUUUGAUUCUCUGACUGAUGAACGUGAAUGGGGUGCUCGAAUGACGAAAGCUAGCCUUGUUCCUCCUGUUACUAGGAAAUAUGAAAUAAUUGACAGAUAUGUAAUUGUAGCAGACGAGGAGCUAGUGAAGAGGAAGAUGCAGGUUUCUUUACCUGAUGACUAUGCUGAGAAGCUCAGUGCUCAGAGAAAUGGCACUGAGGAAUCGGAUAUGGAGAUACCUGAAGUUAAGGACUAUAAGCCUAGAAAACAGCUUGGAGUUGAGGUAAUAGAACAAGAAGUUUAUGGCAUAGAUCCUUACACUCAUAAUCUUCUUCUUGAUUCCAUGCCAGAGGGAUCAGAUUGGAGUCUUCAGGAUAAGCACGUGUUUAUUGAAGAUGUUCUACUCCGUAUGCUGAAUAAGCAGGUUCGGCACUUCACAGGCACUGGAAACACUCCCAUGAUGUAUCCUUUGCAGCCUGUUGUUGAGGACAUCCUAAAAACUGCCAAGGAAGAACAUGAUACACGAAUUGUUAAAUUUUGUGAAUGUAUCCUGAAGGCAAUUGAUAGUCGUCCCGGGGAUAAUUAUGUUGCUUAUAGGAAGGGUCUUGGCGUUGUUUGCAAUAAAGAAGGUGGAUUUGGUGAAGAGGAUUUUGUUGUGGAGUUUCUGGGUGAGGUUUAUCCUGCUUGGAAAUGGUUUGAGAAGCAAGAUGGGAUUCGUUCUUUGCAAAAAAAUAGUGAAGAUCCAGCACCAGAGUUUUAUAACAUUAAUCUUGAGAGGCCAAAGGGUGAUGCUGAUGGCUAUGACUUGGUAGUUGUUGAUGCAAUGCAUAAAGCAAACUAUGCAAGUCGAAUUUGUCACUCAUGCCGCCCUAAUUGUGAGGCAAAAGUUACUGCUGUUGAUGGUCAGUACCAGAUUGGAAUAUAUGCUGUACGGCCAAUUGAAUAUGGUGAAGAGAUCACAUUUGAUUACAAUUCUGUCACGGAGAGUAAAGAAGAAUACGAAGCAUCAGUUUGUUUAUGUGGGAGCCAGGUUUGCCGUGGAAGCUACUUGAAUCUGACUGGUGAAGGAGCCUUCCAGAAGGUGCUGAAGGAGUGGCAUGGCAUACUGGAUCGACAUCACUUGUUGCUAGAGGCUUGUGAAUUAAAUUAUGUCUCUGAAGAAGAUUAUAUUGACUUGGGUAGAGCUGGUUUAGGAAGUUGCCUACUUGGGGGAUUGCCCGAUUGGCUGAUUGCUUAUUCAGCUCGCUUGGUGAGAUUUAUUAAUUUUGAAAGAACUAAGCUUCCUGAUGAGAUCCUGAGGCAUAAUGUGGAAGAGAAGAGGAAAUACUUUGCAGAUAUUUCAAUUGAUGUUGAGAAAAGUGAUGCUGAAGUCCAGGCUGAGGGUGUCUUCAACCAAAGGCUUCAGAAUUUGGCUCUUACUCUUGACAAGGUCAGGUAUGUCAUGAGAUGUGUCUUUGGUGACCCAAAGAAUGCCCCACCGCCGGUGGAGAGGUUGAGUCCUGAAGAAGCAGUUUCCUUUCUAUGGAAGGGGGAGGGAUCACUUGUAGAUGAACUUACUCAAUGCAUUGCUCCUCAUAUGGAUGCUAGCAUGCUAAAGGAUCUCAAGUCCAAGAUUCAUGCUCAUGAUCCAUCUGGUUCUAAUGACAUCCAGAAGGAGCUGCGGAAAUCUUUGAUAUGGUUAAGGGAUGAGGUUCGAAAUCUUUCAUGUACAUAUAAGUGUAGGCAUGAUGCUGCUGCUGAUUUGAUUCACAUUUAUGCUCAUACAAAGUUCUUCUUUAGAGUGCGGGAAUACAAGGCUGUAACUUCCCCACCUGUUUACAUUAGUCCUCUUGACCUUGGCCCCAAAUAUUCAGAUAAGUUGGGGUCAGGUUUCCAGGAAUACAGCAAGACGUAUGGUGAAAAUUAUUGUUUAGGGCAGUUGAUAUAUUGGUAUAACCAAACUAAUGCUGAGCCAGAUUGUAACCUAGCUAGAGGGGGCAGGGGUUGUCUAUCACUACCUGACAUUGGUUCCUUUUAUGCCAAGGUCCAGAAACCAUCUCGGCAUCGGGUAUAUGGCCCAAGGACUGUGAAAUUCAUGUUAGCAAGAAUGGAAAAGCAGCCUCAGAGACCAUGGCCCAAGGAUCGGAUUUGGUCGUUCAAGAAUUCCAUAAAAAUUUUUGGCAGUCCCAUGCUAGAUGCUGUUAUGCACAAUUGUCCCCUGGACAGGGAGUUGGUGCAUUGGUUGAAGAACAGACCUGCUAUUUUUCAGGCUAUGUGGGAUCGCUAACCGUAGCUGGCUGGCAUUGUGGAAGCAGCAUCGAGAGCAUUCCCAUUGAAGCAUUUGGAAUGGUUACUCAGUUUUUGGUUGCAGGUGGUCCCCGCGAGGGAGCUGGCAGACAUUUCAGAAGCAACGUGCGUUCAUGGUGCUGCUUUUGGCUUUAUUCUUGUGUACAGCUUUAUUUCUUUUCUCUGCAAUUCCAAUUUUGGAAUGUGCAAUUCAUUAUUGAUAGUAGUACAGCUUUUUUUUUUUUUUUUUGGCCUUUUAUUAAUGGGGAUAAGUUAAAAAAUAGGAAGAAGAAAUCCAAGUUAACUGAUCAUAGUUGCAUCGUCGCAUCCGACAGCCAUCUAUCAGAAUGCCAGCACUUUAUCAUCUGUACCAUAUCCUAACCUUCUUAGGAUAGUUUUUUGUCUGAUAUCUGAACAGUUUUAAGUAGGCUUUUAGGAUUUUGGGUAGAAAUUAUGGUCUUGCAUGAGUUCUGCAGGUGCCUUGUUCUUGUUUGGUUCUUGUAAGGCUCUUUGAUUGACAAGUGUAUUUAAAUGAUUGUGACCAAAGAUGAAAAAUUGGCCCAAUUGUUAGUUGAAAA
This is a messenger RNA of Diospyros lotus (date-plum), 8077 nucleotides long. Its product is annotated as histone-lysine N-methyltransferase ATXR3. Lineage: Eukaryota; Viridiplantae; Streptophyta; Magnoliopsida; Ericales; Ebenaceae. Bases 343 to 7500 code for a protein of 2385 amino acids. The transcript is spliced from 20 exons. Gene Ontology annotation, molecular function: protein binding. The record is from RefSeq and is a predicted model, not a curated record.